Messenger RNA from Cyphomyrmex costatus, 1571 nucleotides. RefSeq names its product ribosomal protein S6 kinase beta-1. NCBI's taxonomy places the organism in Eukaryota, Metazoa, Arthropoda, Insecta, Hymenoptera, Formicidae. Gene Ontology annotation, molecular function: ATP binding; protein serine/threonine kinase activity. Gene Ontology annotation, biological process: protein phosphorylation; signal transduction. The transcript has 12 exons. Bases 43 to 1440 code for a protein of 465 amino acids. The record is from RefSeq and is a predicted model, not a curated record.
UAAAGUGAACAGCGACGCGACUGCGAGCGCACCGACCACACGAUGUCCGCGAUCUUUGAUAUCGAGCUGCAGGAUGCAGGACUGCCGCACAGGGACGAGUCGGAGGACGACGACAUCAUUGAGAUCGACGCGGAGGAAUGCGUCACGCUGAACGAGCAUGAGAUCGUAAGCUCGUCGGACGUGGUGGAGACGGUGGCGAUAUCGGAGCAUAACGUUAAUCGCACGCACGAAAAGGUCGGACCGCAAGACUUUGAAUUGUGCAAAGUUAUUGGAAAAGGCGGCUACGGCAAAGUGUUUCAAGUGCGCAAAAUAACGGGAAACGACAGCGGCACGAUCUUCGCUAUGAAGGUAUUGCGCAAGGCUUUGAUUGUAAGAAAUCAGAAAGAUACAGCUCACACUAGAGCUGAAAGGAACAUCUUGGAAUCCAUAAAGCAUCCCUUUAUCGUAGAUCUCAAGUAUGCCUUUCAAACUGGUCAUAAAUUAUAUUUGAUAUUGGAAUAUAUGUGUGGUGGAGAAUUGUUCCAUCAUUUAAACGACGAAGGAAUUUUCAUGGAAGAUACUGCGCGUUUUUAUUUAUGCGAAAUUACGUUAGCUCUACAACAUCUACACUUGCAAGGAAUUAUAUACAGAGAUUUGAAACCAGAAAAUAUUUUAUUAGAUGCAGAUGGACAUAUUAAAUUGACUGAUUUUGGAUUAUGUAAAGAGCAUAUACAAGAGGGUGCUCUUACACAUACAUUUUGUGGAACUAUCGAAUAUAUGGCACCUGAGAUUUUAACAAGAAGUGGACAUGGAAAAGCAGUAGAUUGGUGGAGUUUGGGAAGUUUAACGUAUGACAUGCUUACAGGAGCACCACCGUUUAGCUCAAACAGUAGGAAGAGAACUAUCGACAGAAUUCUACGUGGUAAAUUAUCUCUGCCAGCAUACUUAACAGCCGAUGCUAAAGACCUUAUUCGAAAAUUAUUAAAGAGGCAAGUUGCACAAAGAUUGGGAUCUGCUCAAUCAGAUGGUGAAGAAGUAAAGGCACACAAAUUCUUUAAACAUAUCAAUUGGAACGACGUUAUAUCUCGACAGUUAAAACCUCCUUUUAGACCAAAAUUGUCUAGUGAAGAAGAUGUAUCACAAUUUGAUAAGAAAUUUACUACUUCAGCACCAAUAGACUCUCCAGUAGAUUACACUUUGAGCGAAUCAGCUGAUGGGUUAUUUCAGGGAUUCACAUAUGUAGCACCAAGCAUAAUGGAAGAUGUAUUUCUUCAACAACCCUAUUUAAGUACCAUGUCAUCACCACGAGUCAUAAAAGCUAGAAGUCCUCGCAAAGCAACUCGUGGUUUUUCACCUCGGACGACGCAUCUUCAUUUUCACAAUACCCAUUUACCAAAUCACACGUAUAAUGUUGUUAGUCACAACAACGUGGAAGAUGCAGAGAUGAUUGAAAUAGGCUAACCAUUACUAUUAGACUAGUAGAUAGCAUUUUUGCCCAACUGCUGGAUAUUCAUAAUCCUCAGGGAGGGGUUUUAUAAUUUAGAGGGAAUAGUUAGGGAAUGGAUCCAGUAUCCAUAUUAUUACAUUGGAUA